AUGGCUCCUCAACUUCGUAGAAAAUGGACAGAACCAGGUCAAAACUUGAGCGUUGGCGAGCUUGUCCUCGUGAAAGAAGCGACGCAUCCUCUUCAGUGGCGGAUUGGACGAAUACGUGAACUCCAUCCUGGCUCCGAUGGGACUUCCAGAGUGGCCACUUUAGAAACUACUUCUGGACCAUUGACACGCCCAGCUGUCAAGCUCUGUCCACUCCCAAUGUCUUGA
Macrosiphum euphorbiae (potato aphid) is the source of this 225-nucleotide messenger RNA. The record is from the annotation of a GenBank genome assembly. Lineage: Eukaryota; Metazoa; Arthropoda; Insecta; Hemiptera; Aphididae.